AGUCCUCCCCAUGUCGAAAUCAGUUCUCCGUUCCUGGGACCUGGUAGUGCUGCACUGUUUACAGCAGAGGAAGAGGGAUGCUGUACACGAACUGAGUCACAUAGAACAAUUUUUCUUACAAAGAUGUCUGCAGAUUUCGACAUAGAGGAGGACUUAUGGUUUUUCUGUCUGCAUUCGCGUCAACACAGCACGCAUGUGUCGUGGUUCUUUCGUGAACGCAUGUCGGAGAUCGAUGCAGAAGUGAAGAUAUUUUGCAGAUAAAGACUUCAUUUUUGUUUUUGAUGCACACAAAAUGCACACAUAAAAUUGGGAUUAAACCACUGGAGUCAUGGAUUACUUUUAUGAUGCCUCCAUGAACUUUUUUUUGGUUACUUGGACUGUAAAUGGAGGGACAGAAAUCUCCCAGGUUUCAUUAAAAAAUAUCUUCAGUUGUCUUCUGAAGAUGAACGAAAGUCUUGCAGGUUUGGAACGACAUGAGGGUGUGAGGCUGUAAGUCCCCAUUGAGGCAGCUUUCUCUGGUCAUGUUGUUUGCCAGUGGUGAGAGCAGAACUUGAGGGAAGACAGACAGAGAGAGAGCACGAGGGCUGCUUUUGUCAUCAUGGCACACCACCAUUCGCGAGGUCAUCAAGGCCGUGCUGCUAGUAUGGAAGAGAGGAGUGCCACGCCUGUCCAUAAGAGCUCCACCCCUACACACAAGAGUGCCUCCUCUUCCUCCUCCUCGCAGAGAGACAGCAGACAGGAGGCAGACAGCUGGGAGAUCAUCGAGGGAUUGAAGAUUGGCCAGACGAAUGUCCAGAGACCUGAUAAACAUGAGGGUUUUAUGCUGAAGAAGAGGAAAUGGCCAUUGAAGGGCUGGCACAAGAGAUUCUUUGUUCUGGAUAAUGGAAUCUUGAAGUACUCCAAGUCCCCCAUAGAUAUUCAGAAAGGAAAGCUGCAUGGCAGUAUAGAUGUCGGCCUGUCGGUCAUGUCCAUAAAGAAGAGAGCCCGACGCAUAGACCUGGAUACAGAGGAGCACAUUUACCAUCUCAAGGUGAAGUCUCCGGAUGUGUUUGAUGCCUGGGUGUGUAAGCUGCGUCACCAUCGUCUGUACAGACAGAAUGAGAUUGUGCGUUCUCCUCGUGAUGCCAGCUUACGUACCUUCCCUCCUCCUGCCAACAUAGACUCACCCCAGACAACCCCUGCUUCUGCUCACGAACCGAAGCAGCAGGCAAAGCCCAACUCUCUGCCCUGGCAGCCAUCUGUGCCCUGCACCACCAGCCUGCCACCGUCCUACAGCAAUGGUCAGAGCAAAGUGGUAGCAUGGCUACAGGAGUCAGAGGAGAUGGACAAGUGUGCUGAGGAGCUUGCCCAUUGUCAGUCCAGUUUGAUGGAGCUGAGUCGGUUGCUGCAAAAUUUGGAGAUCUUACAGAGAACACAGUCAGCACCGAGCUUCACAGAUAUGCAGAGUAAUUGUGUAGAUUUAUCAAAGAAAGACAAGCGAGUCAGCAGAAGAUGGAGAACAAAAAGUGUCAGCAAAGAUACAAAAGUGCAACUGCAGGUACCUCUGAGCACAAGUAUGUCACCAAUGCGUCUUCAUGCCUCAAACCCGAAUCUAUGCGCAGAGCUAGUUGAUUACCAAACCCCAGUCACCCGUCUGACUGAUGGCAUCGAGUGUGCCAGUGAUUACAUCAAACUGCAAGAGGACUUCUGCGUCAUUGCUCAGAAAGUGCACUCACUGCUGAAGUCUGCUUUCAACACUGUUGCCAUUGAGAAGGAGAAGAUCAAGCAGGUGCUGUCAGAGCAGGAGCUGUCGAGCCAGUCGGCUCAGAUCAUGACCUUAAGACACUCUCUAUCACAGGCCCUGUCCCAGAACGCAGAGCUGAAGACUCGACUGAAUCGUAUCCACUCAGAGUCUGUGCUGUCAGAGCAGGUGGUCAGUGUUAACAUCAUCAGCAGUCCUGAUGAGGCAAGUGAACAGCUCCAUGAUGGGAUACCUCUCACUCAGCAGGCCUCCAACGAGAGCAGACUCUCCAUGUCAGAAUCCGUCUCUGAGUUCUUUGACGCUCAGGAAGUGCUGCUUUCAGCCAGUUCAUCUGAGAACGAGGGCUCUGAUGAUGAGUCUUACGUCAGUGAUGUGAGCGAUAACAUUUCAGAGGACAAUGCCAGCGUAACAGAUAACAUUUCCAGACAAAUGCCGAAUGGAGAUGUGGCCGGGGGCGUGUUUCGAAACGGGAGGCGUACAUGUCUGCCUGCUCCAUCUCCUGAUGCCACCAAUAUUAACCUGUGGAAUAUCCUGAGGAACAACAUCGGUAAAGACCUGUCUAAGGUGGCCAUGCCUGUGGAGCUGAAUGAGCCUCUUAACACUCUCCAGCACAUGUGUGAGGAGCUGGAGUACACCGAGCUGCUGGACAAAGCAGCCGAGACUGAUGAUCUCUACGAACGCAUGGCGCUGGUAGCUGCGUUUGCUGUCUCAGCGUACUCCUCCACAUACUACCGCGCAGGCAGCAAGCCCUUUAACCCCAUACUGGGAGAGACGUACGAAUGUAUCCGAGAAGACAAGGGCUUCUGCUUCUUCUCUGAACAGGUGAGCCACCACCCCCCAGUCUCUGCCUGCCACUGUGAGUCCAAAAACUUCACCUUCUGGCAAGAUGUCAGAUGGAAGAAUAAGUUCUGGGGGAAGUCUAUGGAAAUCCUCCCCAUUGGCAUCGUAAAUGUCAUGCUUCCCAGCUAUGGUGAUCAUUAUGAAUGGAAUAAAGUGACCACAUGUGUGCACAACAUUCUGAGUGGUAGAAGGUGGAUCGAGCACUAUGGAGAGAUCACAAUCCGAAACACCAAGAGUAGUGCCUGCAUCUGCAAACUCACCUUCAUCAAGGGUAACUACUGGAGCUCCAAUGUGAAUGAGGUGCAGGGCUUUGUGAUGGACCAGGAGGGGAAGGUGGUCCACAGGCUCUUUGGGAAAUGGCAUGAAGGUCUUUACUGUGGUGUACCACCCUCUGCUAGGUGUAUCUGGAGACCAGGCUCGAUGCCUACAGACUAUGAGCUCUACUACGGCUUUACCAGGUUUGCUAUUGAGCUGAAUGAGCUUUGUCCGGAGAUGAGGGAGUUGCUGCCACCUACAGAUGCUCGUUUCCGACCAGACCAGAGGUAUCUGGAGGAGGGGAAGCUGGAGUUAGCUGCAGCUGAGAAACAGAGGAUUGAGGAGCUUCAGCGGGCGAGGAGGAAGUGGCACGAAGAAAGCAACACCAAACAUCAGCCACGCUUUUUUAAAAAAAUUGUAGACUCGAACCAGAGAGAGAAGUGGGUGUCCAAUAACACAUACUGGGAGCUGCGUAAGGAUCCUGGCUUCCUCAAGCUGGAAAACCUUCAACUGUGGUAGCAUCUAAAUGCUUGUACGAAACAUAUCACCAUAGCUACAGACUCCAGAAGCUUUACCUAUGCACAGUACGGCUUACGUUGAAGCGCAGCGGCACGGGACUAUACUGACGGCUUUCACGUGGCUCCCGAGGGAUGGAUGAGGACAGACUCUGCACACGCUGCCCCACCGCUCCCUAUCCAGAGUCUCUCUCACUGUAGUAACAUACAGAGACAGGGUCGUUGUCACAGCAACCGUCCGGGAGUUGUAGAUCUGUCCUGUUGAAGCCCGUCAGGCUUCCCGUUUACGCCCUUGCCUUAACAAGCCGCUUCUUAAUAACCCAGUUUUAUGCUUUUAGUGAAAUCAGUUUGAUUUCUUCAAGUUUAGACCGGCAGUGUGAAUUUUAUCUCUCGGUUACAUAGACAAUAUCUACAGAAUAUCCUGCAUGUUUAGAUGGCAGCUUUCAUUGGCAUCUGCUACACCGACUUGUUGACAUAUCAUUUGUAGUUUUGAAACGUAACCGUAUUUUUGUAAGCUGUCAGAGCUGAGAACCUCAUUGCCAGCGCAGGGACUGUAGGUUUGUCCCGACAGUGGGACACAUAUAGACCAGCCAGUUGUUUUCUUUUCAUUCAGCACCAUCUGCUUCUUUCAACUGUUUAGCGGCUAUGACGUGGAAUUGCCUAAGAGACAUAGGUACCGUUUUGAAUCACAUUUUGUCAAGUUUGAUUGUAAAUGUAGUUGCGUAUACUUUUGAAAAUACCCUCAGAGCAUUCUGAUCCUACUGAGAAUCUGCCAUCUAAAUGCGUUUAAAGACCCUAAAAACAUGGCGUCUCUGUGCCGUAACCCUGUCAGUGUCCAUGAUUAUAGCAUCUCUUACAGUAGAUCCAGACAGAAGACAUUUACCAGGUUGUGUAUACUUUACACACUGAUCACCUAAGAUUGCCCAUCAUUCCCCAGGCAUGUAUUUUUAGCAUAUCCUCUUAAGAAAAGCUCAUGUGGCUAUUUUAGGAUUUAAUUGUUUAGUUUUUAAAGGAUUAAAUUAAGGAUUAAACCCUUAAAGGGUUUUAAAGGUUUCAUUUUGUUAAAUUGUAAGAAUAUAAGUGGAAUGUAAAUGUAAACUGUUCUUCCAUUUGCUGUGUGUGUGCCAGGUUCAGGACAUCCGCGCUCUCUCAGUAACAGCUGAUCUAUUACUACAUCAGUGACACCUAGUGGCAACCCUUAAAAUGAGAUUUUGUUUGUUUGUUUGUUUUUUUAAGAAUAUAGAUUUAAGGUUUUGAACUUUUAUGUCUCAAUCAAUGCAGUCAAAUUAGAAAAGAUGUUACUAAAUCUCUAUUCUAACUCUUAUUACACCAUAAUAAACCUCAAACAUUUGUUUAGAAAGCCUGCUUAAGCUAACGGCUUAUUAACGCUUUCAUGUUGUGGGCAGUGUUGAGAAUCAGUUUCUUUUUCCAACCAAAGACAAGUUUUUAUAUUUAUUUAAUGCAAAUUUCCCAGUUUCCAAUUUAUUUUGUUGAGUGAAUGUUUCUAUUUGUCCUACAAGACCUGCACCCAUGAAACAAAAUUGCACGUUUUGCUCCAGUGAUUUCAACAUUGCUUUGAAUAUUAUUUUUCAAUUUGCGGUUUUUGACACAUUGAUCACAAAACAUAUUUUCCUUUAAGAAAUUGUUGCAUUGUUUAUGCAUAGUUCAUUGGAUCAUACUGGAUUGUGCCCAGUAUGUUGAGUGCAAUGAAUUUACAAGCUGUUCUUUCUGUUAAACAGGAGUCACGGGCGACAAGGUCAUGUGUUCAUUUGAACUAGUUAUAGAGAUUAUAGGCAGAAAAGAAAAAUCCUCUCUUUAUAAUAUCAUGUCACUAGAUUACCAAAACUAUAAUGGUAGUUCAAAAACAUGUGUAAAAUGUAGAGUUACCUAUCUGUAAACAGACGUUCUCUCACUAACAGAAUCAUGUAUCAGUGCAUCAGUCCCACUUGCUGUGCCUUACUGCAUCUAUAUAAUACUAACACAGUACUGCACUAUAGUUAUAAUGAGUGUUAAGUACUGAACACACACUGUAUACCCGAUACCAGUGCACCUUCUCCCUGAACUAACUCUGCUGUCUAGAACAGCAGUCAACAUUUCUGCAUAAUAUGUAACUCUGCAUCCUUAAUCCUGAUUUAAAAACAAACAGGCAUCAGUCUUUUACAUGGCUGCUGUAUCAAAGCAAAGGCAAACCUGAUACAUUUUUAUGUGCAAUAUAUAUGCAAACAGUGCACCACUUGUGGUUUUACUGAAUUUGUCAGGCAAGCUGAGGGACAUAUUCACUGUAGCGUACAGUGCAGUUAAAUGUUAUUGUUUGGUUUCUCUCUCGCUCGUAGUCACCAGCAUGAGGGACUGGAUAUUUCAACCAUCUUUUAAUUUUAAUAACUGAAACAUUGAGUCAAUUAAUAAAUAAUCCCAGGUACAAACAUUUCAAUCUGAUAUUCUAGUCAAGUGUACAUGUAUGUAAAGAGAAGGAACAUCAGCACAACAGAAAAAGAUACUGGAUAUCUGAGACAAUUUAUCAUCGUUUUCUACCUGCAUGUGUACGUGGCAUAGCCUGCCAAUCGACGAUGCUGAUGCCUUAUAAAGAUGUUUUGUUUCAGUAGCAGUUUUUGUUUUACAGAUAGAUUUAUUAAUUGAUUUUCAUUAUAUCCAGUCUAGCAGACUCUACACUACUGUAAGUGGUGUGUUCUGGCUGAAUAAAUCCAUUUUACAACGGG
Molecule: messenger RNA, 6068 nt
Organism: Ictalurus punctatus (channel catfish)
Lineage: Eukaryota; Metazoa; Chordata; Actinopteri; Siluriformes; Ictaluridae
Gene: osbpl6
Product: oxysterol binding protein-like 6
Exons: 23
Coding region: 599-3355 (918 amino acids)
Cellular component (GO): perinuclear endoplasmic reticulum; intracellular membrane-bounded organelle; cytosol
Molecular function (GO): cholesterol binding
Source: RefSeq, a predicted model, not a curated record